Messenger RNA from Coturnix japonica (Japanese quail), 9721 nucleotides. The record is from RefSeq and is a predicted model, not a curated record. Lineage: Eukaryota; Metazoa; Chordata; Aves; Galliformes; Phasianidae.
CCCCUCACGGUCCGUUCCACUGCGUUCUGAGGGCGUUCAGGGAAUUCACUCACUUCCCCUUCCUCGAUUCCUACCGCAAAGAUAACCGGGCAGGAAGGGAAGAGCCCAUUCAGACUCGUGCUUCUGAGAGCAGUGGUUUCGCAGUGUGCCCACAGGGCUCGGCCUUCAAAACACAGCAGCUUGGAAGGCCGCUGUGUUCGCUGUUAUCAGAGGUUCCUCUGCUGUUUGUCCUGUGACACACUGAGAUAUGUUUAGGUCUCGCUUUCGACAAGAUUAGAUGGGCAGCUGGUGAGGUAGAUGUCACUUGUUGUCCCUGGCAAGCUGAAAGGAAGAACUGGGCAACAUCGGUCCCACUUGCCGGCUUUCAGCCUGAAGCUGCCGUGUACGAUUGAUGUGGCAAUAGACGUCCGUGCCCAGCAGCACAUAGUCAUGCUGGGAUGCUAAGAUCUUCAUGCAACUGGCUGAAAAAUGGUUCCACGAGAUGGCAAUCCCAACUCUAACACUAUUAAAAUGGAGAUUAUCUUCACUGUGACAUGAUCUGUGAAAUGUGUUAGCAUUUUCUGUUUCUGUUUUACGCUUACCGUGGAAGGUUACAAAUGGUGUGGGUUUUUAUCAUGAAUCGAAUGAGCUCUCAGAGCAGUUCAUCUUCUCAGCGUAGAAGAAUGGCUCUAGGAAUUGUCAUUCUUCUCCUUGUUGAUGUGAUAUGGGUUGCCUCUUCUGAACUCACUUCGUAUGUUUUUACGAAGUACAACAAACCCUUUUUCAGUACAUUUGCAAAAACAUCUAUGUUUGUUCUAUACCUCUUGGGAUUUAUUGUUUGGAAACCGUGGAGGCAACAAUGUACGCGUGGGUUUCGCGGAAGGCAUGCAGCUUUUUUUGCAGAUGCUGAAGGUUAUUUUGCAGCUUGUACGACAGAUAAUGCUGUAAACAGUUCUCUGUUGGAGAGAAAUGGACUGCCUUCCUUCCAGUGGAUGAAGUGUUGCAGUUCACUGAAUCAAAUGCCAGUACUGAGCGAACCUUUAUAUGUUCCUGUAAAGUUCCACGAUUUGCCAACUGAAAAAAGUGGCAGUAAUAAUAAUGAUACAGAGAAAACUCCCAAAAAGCCUCGUGUGAGGUUCAGUAAUAUUAUGGAGAUUCGGCAACUCCCAUCAAGCCACGCACUGGAAGCCAAGUUGUCUCGCAUGUCAUACCCAGCAGUUAAGGAGCAGGAAUCAAUAUUAAAAACUGUAGGAAAACUCACUGCAACUCAAGUAGCAAAGAUUAGCUUCUUCUUUUGCUUUGUGUGGUUCUUGGCAAAUUUCUCUUACCAAGAAGCUCUAUCAGAUACCCAAGUUGCCAUAGUUAAUAUCUUGUCUUCAACCUCUGGGCUUUUUACUUUAAUCUUAGCUGCAGUCUUUCCAAGUAACAGCGGAGAUAGAUUUACUCUGUCCAAAUUAUUGGCAGUUUUUUUAAGCAUUGGUGGUGUGGUACUUGUUAACCUUUCUGGAUCUGAGAAAUCUCCUGGAAGAGAUACAAUAGGUUCCCUUUGGUCUCUUGUAGGAGCAAUGCUGUAUGCUGUGUACAUAGUGAUGAUAAAAAGAAAAGUUGAUAGAGAAGAUAAACUCGAUAUACCAAUGUUCUUUGGUUUUGUAGGACUGUUCAAUCUAUUGCUGCUAUGGCCAGGGUUUUUUCUGCUUCACUAUACCGGCUUUGAAGCAUUUGAGUUUCCCAGUAAACUGAUAUGGAUGUGUAUUGUCAUUAAUGGCCUUAUUGGAACAGUUCUGUCAGAGUUCCUCUGGUUAUGGGGCUGCUUUCUUACCUCAUCACUGAUAGGCACACUUGCGCUAAGCCUUACGAUACCUCUGUCCAUAAUAGCUGACAUGUGCAUGCAGAAGGUGCAGUUCUCUUGGCUGUUUUUUGCAGGGGCAGUACCUGUAUUUUUUUCUUUUUUCAUCGUCACUCUUUUAUGUCAUUAUAACAACUGGGAUCCUGUGAUGGUGGGAAUCAGAAGAGUUUUUGCCUUUAUUUGUAGAAAACAUCGAAUUCAGAGAAUGCCAGAAGAAAGUGAGCAGUGUGAAAGUCUUAUUCCUAUGCACAGUGUUUCACAAGAUGGAGAUAGCUGCUGUUCAUAGACAAAAGUUUAAAAAUGGAUUGAUGCCUAGUGAAGAGACAAUCUUCUGGAGAAGUCCCAAAGGAGUAAUGUUUCAGUGCCUAUUCUGAAUUUUUAGUAAAAAUGAGAAGUUUCUGUUCUUGUGAAACUCUAAACAUCUUUGUUGCUUUCAUCUGAUUUUAUAAAUGAACAAAUUCACUCCACGCGUAUCAACGUAGGGGAUCUUAGUCCAUCUGAGCAACCAACCUGCCUUACUACACUGAGCUGGUGAAGUUACUUGACAAAAUCAAGCGAAUGAAUGCUGUUAAGUGAUUUCUUUCUCUUUUUAACUCUCGGUUUUGUUAAAUGCUGGACAAGGUUAUUUUAAAAAAUACUUCCAAUGAGUUAUGUAAAUAAGUUUGCAGGUCAUCACGUCCUACAGGCUUUCAGAUGAAAAGCUAAAUAGAUACCUUACCUGUAGUAGGUACAAAUUAACUUUUUUAUGUUGUAUAAACUAUUUGCAUAUUAAUAGAGGAAAUAGUAAAAUAAUUUAUUAAGUGAAUUCUUGUAAUUAUUAAGGCAAGAUCUUUGUACAGUCCUGGAACACUACAUAUAUAUAGUCUUACCCCAUUCUGAGAAGCCUUGUAACGGCAGUGGGUGCUGCUGUUUAAAAAUCCUUUGCUUCUAAUGAUCUGGAAUGUUUGAAAUCACAAUGAAUGAAAGAAUAUUUAUAAUUGCAGUACACUGGGUGUGUGUUCUCAAGAACAGUCUCUUAAGAAGACCAACACUGUAACCCAUCGUGAUUCCAAAUGAUUUCAAAUAGAAGGCUUAAUUCGAAAACUUUCAUUUCUGUGGUUGCCAACUUAGGAAAGAGAUCACAAUAAGUUGUUAAGAUUUUCCGUUGUGGGUUGGCACUACAGCCAUCUACUAAACAGUGUGAAAGCUAAAAAAUAAUUGCAUUGAUUUAUUUUUUUUUUUCCAGUUGCAUUAAUAAAUUUAUUCGAAAAUGGAUUGUUUUCCUUACAACCUGUAUCUUCCUCCUACUGCAGCUUUUGUCUUAUUUGAUUCUAAGAAGUUAUGAAUAAUUACGUUCAAGGAUAUUUGAAAUAAAUCAGUGACAUUUUCCAAUUUCUGGCCUAUAAGACACUUCCAUUAAAAAAAAGAAAGUCUUUUGAUAGAUUUUGUUUUCUUAUAAUGAAUGUAGGACAGACUUUGAGUUGGUAGUAUAUUUUCUUCCACAUAACAAGGCUAUUAAUAACAGCGUAUUCUUAUCCUUCCAUACAGAUAGGAAAGGAUAACAGCAAAUGCCUUUUCAUGUUUUGAACCUCUAGUAAUGAUCCUUCCAAGAGAUGAUUUGGUGAUAUGACUUGUAGACUAGAUGGAAUUCAAGAAAGCAAUGUGUUCAGUAAGUUUUAAGGAUUGACUCAAACAGCAGAUAGAAUGUAACAUUCUGAAUGUAGAGAAGAAAAAAGAUACGAGGGGAAGAAAAGGGAAUCUGGGGGCUGUUCUUGUUGAGUAUUGCACCUUUAUCAAAUGUUUUCCUUCCAUUUCUUAAUAUUGAACUACAUUAAAGGUUUCAGUUAUCUGAGGUGUCUUUUGAGAUAGUAAGUCUAUAUUUGUAUUCCUGAAAUAGUUUUUAAAUAAAAAAAUAAAAGCAGAAAAACAUAAGUUUAUUAAAUUUAUGUAGGUGUUUUGAAAAACUUCUUAUUUCAAUUGGAAAGCCCAGUAGUACAGCAGUUGAAAAUACAGUUAGUAAAACUAGUUUUAUAUCUGUCUUCAUUAGAGUUUUCAGGGAUUUCACUGGUAAAAGAGUUUACAGUGGGAUUUUUUUUUUUUUUUCUAAAUUAGGACUAAUUAGAAGUUGUUAAUUUCAGCCAUUAGCUACAGAUUUUAACCCAUUCCUGUAUAGCUACUAAUCAGUGACAGCUCUGUCAAACUAACUCAAGGAAGGCUGAGUUUGCUUUCAAAUGGGCAAUAAUAGUAUUUUCAGCAGGAUAUUUUAAUACUGUCUUUUGAAACUGGUCAUUUUGAUUGAUAGGAUGGAUUGAUAAUGCGUGGUGGGCAGUUGCUAUCCAUAUUUUUCCUUAUGUUCAUGACUUACAGUGAAAGCUUAUAAUAGCUUUCUGUGUAUAUGACUUACGUUAAAUGGCAUUAUUAUGUUAGGUUUGAAACUAAGUACAAUGAGAGUGUUGUUCUGACUCUGACCUAAUAAUCUUCAUUUUCAGCAAACUCAGUAUUAGGGCCUUCCUGCUGUUUUGGUUUUUGACAAAAGACGUGUUAAUCUUUUUUCAAGAUAUUUACUAUUUCUUAUGGCACUUUGUAGAGCUUGAACAGGUGUUUUUUUGGCGUUAAAUUACAGCCCUUUAAAAAAUAAAAAGCAAGAAAAGAUAAAUAAAAAGCUAACUAUUCUUGAAAUGCCAUGGAUUUUUAAGCAGUGGUGCCCCUGUGGUUACAAGAAAUACACUGCAGUUUUAUUUACUGAAGUUAUGAAUUGUAACAUUGUUCCUGUGUUUAAUAGAAUGUGAUGAGAUUUUUCUAUAAGAUCUUGUGAUUUUUAGUACAAUAAUAUUUUAUAAAUAUAUUGUCUUAUUUGAAAUGUAAAUUGCAUAGUUCUCUAAUGGGUGCUUGGUAAAUGCACAAGAGAUUUAGCUUUGAUUCUCAGGUACCUCUGAUGUAAUGGUGACAUACUGGUAUUUUUUUUCCUCAUAACACAACUGGAAUGUGAAGGGGCUCUUGCAGAUCUUUACCGCUGUGUGCUAGCAUGAAUUGGCAUUCUUACUGUUUCACUUUGGGAAUGUCUUUAUUCUGACUUGCUUCUUGUAGGAAGCACAUACAACUUAAAAAGGAAAAAAGGAUUUUUAAUUCAAGCAUUUCUUUGAGAUGAAGCCAUGAGAUGCCUAAACAAUAGUGAUUUCCUAUACCCACAAAAUGGAAAAUGAGUACUACAUGCAUUGUUCUGUCAAACCAUUUAACUAAUUCCUGCAGUGCUGUGAGACAAACCAAGAAUCUCUUCUGCGUGUGAUUGAGAUUUUUUUGUUCUGUUUUUAUAUAUGGAAGAGAUUAGGACAAUUUGCUAAGUGCCAUGUAGCCUGCCUUAGCUUUUAGGGUUCUGGUGAGUCUUGUCUAGUUUAGCCUCCUGGGUGCUACAACCCAGAACAAAGGAGGAAAAAUCAAUUCAGUUUUUCUAGCUACUUUGUUAGGUUUUCGGUCAUGCCAAAAAUGAGAGGUGCUGUAGAUAUAAUACUGAUCCAGCAGUUAUUUGGAAAGUAUGGGGCACAAGAAUGCCACUGAAGUCGCAGAGAGCCUGAUAGUUCUAUUGUCAAUGUGUGCAACAUUUCCAGCAUGUUGACUUUGAAAUUGACGUGGGGAGUGUAGCAUGUAGCUGAUCCAGCCUGUCAUGGAGCUGCGCCAGCAUACACUGCACACAUCAACCUAGAAGCUGCAGGCUGGUGCACAGCUUGGGGCAGAGCAAAGUAUUCUGUCGCAAUAUGGUAUUAAGUAGUGGUGUUCCUCUUAGUGGUGUUCUGGUGCUGCAUGUAAUACUUGACCCAGUAUGCUGCUACACGUUUUGCAAACCACCACGUGUCAUCCUAGCAAAAACAGUGAAUUGCUUCUUUGUGUGCAUGCUUUUGUAACUGUCAGUCCCUUUCACUGUGCUUAGGCACUGCUAUUUACUAGUACACUUGCCUUAAGUAAUGUGGUUCAAGAAUGUCUUUUGUAGCUCUUAGUUCCAUCUCUUUGUGGUAAAUAUCAUCAUUGAAAUUCCCUGCUAAAUAAACUUCCUAUCCUAGGAAAAUGAACUUACUGAGCUUAAGCUAAGGUUACUGGAGGAGGAGGGAAGAGUAGUUAAACCGAAUGGCUGAACUGUGACAUGCAUGAAAAUAGAUAAGCAUCGGUAAGGAAGAGUGUUUGUAGAUGAAGUUGUAGGUAGUUGCAUACUCAAAAAUCUAGACAGAAACUGCUGUUAAAAACAGAAAGUUGAGUUCUAUAACUUACUGUAGAAUGGUACAUUUAAUCAGUUUUCUUUCAUUCCAUGCAAGCUUUGAGUUACUCAGAUUCUGUUAGAGCUGUUAUGUAGUAACUGUAAUUUAAUAACUAUGAUUGCAAUAGUAUUUAAGUGCUGAUGGCUCAUUAACAGUUGUUAUGCAUCUUGUUUUUUUUUUCUUUCUAAUCCAGGACUGCAUUAAUUGUGUAUUUAGCUUUACAUGUUUAUUGCAUGGCAUGAUUUCUCAGGGAAAUAUGGAUGACAGCAUGCAUUGUAAGAGCUGGGAAGUGAUUCCUGCUUUUAAAAUCAUUAUGAACUUUCAGGUUUCACUCAAGCACUUCACAUCAAAUGACUUCCACGUUGAAUUGCUUUUGGUUUAUUAAGUGAAUCAUGAUGAAGAUGUUAACAGCAUUGUAAGGUGUCUGUAAAAAGCACUCUGCCCGAUACUUCAUUAGCUUCUGGAUAUACAUCCAUCUCAAACUGAGUCUGCAAGUUGUGAGGCUUUUUUCCUGCUUUAGAGUAAUAUGUGCCAUAUACAUUAAUAGUUGCCUGAGACACAACAGCAAUGUCUGUUUCCAGAGUUAGACAAUGCUAUAAUAAUACAGUCUGAUUCUGGUGUAGAGUACCAGUAUAAAUAUUCUAACAUAUUUACUUGUAUCAUUAAAUUUUUACACAGUGUGCUUACUUUGGGGAUUUUUGUCUGCUUUUCCAGUAAAGUUACUUUGUCUAGACUGGGAUUUGAUCCAAAGCCCACCAGCAUUAGAGGUAGCAUUAAUAAAAUAAAACUAUUGAAAUCCUCAGCAGUCAGGUUGACCUUUAUGCCUUUGCAGUGUUUUUAUCUGCAGCAUACAUAGCAAGUAGUUUCCUGAAAGACUUAACUAAUAUAAAAGUUGAGGGAUUUAGUGUUGGCAAAAAUGGUAAACAUACCGCUGUUACUGAUCACAAAAUAUAUUUCCCUACAGCCAGCAUGCAGCUUAAUUAUUUAGCAGGUGGAUUUGUCUUGCUAUAUGACUUCUCUUCAGAAUCAGCAGUGCAGGAAAUGUUGACCACUUUGCUUAGUUGUAUACUAGAAGAAUAUUUUUUUUGUCCAUAGUGAUCCUCAAAGCUGUGAUCGCAUUCUCAACUUCUUGAUGAUUUCAGAUUUGACAUUUCCAGUUACUUUGCAAAGAAAGCGAUUCCUAGCUAGUGCAACUGCUGUGAUUGUACUGAGUGCCCUGACCAUCUGUACUGUCACAGACCUAACAUAAAACAUGUAAUUCUUACAUACGUAUAACCAUUCAGCUAUGUCUUCUCAGCGUCCUUCCAGCUGAUGUAUUGCAUCAUUACACUGGGUAUUAAUGGGCAACUGGACAACUUACAGAAUGCCCAUCAUGGUGAGGAAUCCAUCUAGAGUUUCACCUAGUUGUCACCUCCUACUUUUUAAAAGCAUGAAAGGUUUUUCUGUGAGGAUUUUGAAGAAAACAGCUGUUAGUUCUUCAGCUGCUGAGUUAAUAGUUGAGUAUGUUUCUCAGUUUCUAAACUUGUAUCUGGAUUUCUCCUGUUUUACUUAACUUUUGACUUUUGUUAGUGGAGGUGCGCCGUUCUUUGUGUUUUCCAUGGAGUUUAUGUGACUCGGUACUGGAAUGGCCUCAGAAAUAACAGUGCAGAGAAGCUUGCAUGACUUUGAACACGUUCCAGAAGUUUUGCCACACUUCAUUAAAAAAAAAUAAUUAUCAAGCUGAGGAGAAAGUAGCCAUAUAGUGUAGAGUUAACUUUAUAACGUGCAAAUUACUUUGCUUUCAUUACGUAUCCUUCCGUGUAUUGCUGAUGUCGCUGGCCCUCAAGAUUUUUUUUGGCUGUUAAAUGUGAUGCUUCUCUCCUCUCUAAAUGGAAACUUUUUGAUGUAAAUUAGACUAGAUCCUCUAUCACAAGGAUUGAUUUCUAACAUAUUUCAGAAUCUCUUCCUUUUAACCUUUAGCUAAAGGAACAGGGGUUUUCCACCCAAACAGAAUCCUUUUCCCAUGUGAGAGGAAAGCAUUAGAAAUAAAAAUUGAAAAUAAAAAAUCCUAUUGACCAGCAUAGGGGAUUCAGCUGCAAGAUCGUUGAGGUAAUUGCCUGUAUAGCACAGUUAAAUAUAGGGCAAGCUUAGGCAAUAAUUGUGCAAUGGAUUCAUCUCUCUGAUUGUGUUUUAAUGUAGAAGGUAGGAAUUUGAAAUCUCAUCAUUUUUGGAGCAAUAGUGGACAUGCUGUGGAUCUUGGUUGUGUUUUGGGAUUCUUAGGUUGGUGUGUUCUGUUUGUUUUAUGAAGACCUACAUGUUCCAUGUACAAACCAGUUACAAAUGGAUGGUCUGCCUAUUAAUUGAAAAAUCUGAGAGCCAUUUACACAAAGCCAUCAUGAAAGCUUAGGUAUGAAGGCUUAGCUGUUCAAGUCCAGGUUAUCUGAAUAGAAUUAGAUAAGCAUAAUGAGCAUGCAAUACCAACUUCAGUACUGUACAACUGAGUGAGUCCUUGUGAAGAUGUAGGACUUAUUCAGGUUGUCUUUGGGAUGGGUAUUAGUAAAACAAAAUCGCAUCUCAAACUUUUGUUUAGAUAUUUAUACUGACUGAUUUGCUACAUUUCUAAAACUCGUGCACUGAAAGAUGCAUGAAACCGAUUAGUGUGUCCUUUUGGCAUUACAUCUUGUAAUUAAUUUCAGCUCUGUAAUUUGAAGGGAACUCUGAAAUUGCUUUAACUGAAAAACUUUAACGUGACAAAAACUUUUGUUUGCACGAAGUUUGUAUGAUAAUUCAGAUGUUCUGAGAGCACAGAUAGUUCCAGGUGUACAUUUGUUAGGAAUUGUGUUAUGCAUAAGAUUUUAAACAUUUUCCUUAGUAUCACCAGAACCUGAACUGCCUGAUGCAUAUUGCAUUUGCACCUAAGUAUUUGAUUUCAGAAUGUGUUAAACUAUGUCUAUUUUUUAUAAGAAACAUCAUUCUAAUCCAAUUUCCGUUUAAUAAGUAUGUUCACACAGAGGAAAAUCAUAAUCGUGGCUUGAUGCAGAGAUUUAUGCAAGAAAACAGCAGGAUGGCAGUAGUAACUCUGAAAUGAAGAUGCAAGUCUCUUCAGAAACUCUGGCUUCUUGUUCUUUCCUCACUUCUGUACUAAAUAAGUGGCUUCGUUAUUCCUGACUUAUACAGGUGAAGCAAGGACCAGAUCUUUUGCCCUUUUGUUUUUUAGAAGUGAACAUUGACUUUUGCCUGUAAUGUCUCUGUCACAUCACUUCAUUUUCUGAAGGGGAUUCAGUUAAAUGAGAAGUAUAAAAUAAGUAUUUUUAAUUAAAAUCAAAUUUAAGCUAUUAAUAAUUUUGAAAUUCUCAAUAUGAAUAGAGAUCUAAUGAAUGAAAAUUAUAGGCCUAUAUUGCAAAUACCAAAUACUGCUUAUAUAUUUUUAAACAAAAUUGGUAUAUAUGUGAUUAUUUGAAACGUGUAUAAAAGUGAUAAUGGGGAAAUCAUUCUUAUGUUGAUUGAUUAAUAAAUGGAAAUCGUUAAUAUCCAAUACCAAAACCCUAUAAAAGGGCUAGUGAAAAGACAAUGUAAUGUAUUCUGAUAAACAGCCUGUGUAAUACAAUCAAUGGGUGUGAUGUUUUUGUUCUGUAUUUAUUAUGUGUAAGUAAGCCAAUAAAGAUUAUAAAUCAUAUUUUCAUAACAGGAA